Messenger RNA from Aspergillus welwitschiae, 765 nucleotides. RefSeq lists its product as uncharacterized. The record is from RefSeq and is a predicted model, not a curated record. The coding region runs from base 1 to 765 and encodes 254 amino acids. The transcript has 2 exons. Lineage: Eukaryota; Fungi; Ascomycota; Eurotiomycetes; Eurotiales; Aspergillaceae.
AUGGCAGCCGGCACUUCCACCCCCAAACAAAUUCUGAAGAAGGAGGUGUCACAGAGAGAAUACGAGUUCCUUCAAGAAUGGGCUCCCGACACUGUAAAGGACUACACUCCCAUUAAGCCUGGCAAUCCGGCAGAUAGGAUGCCCAAGCAUCAGACGGUGCCGAGUCAGCCACACCUCCAGAGCCCCCGACGGGCCAAACCUCGCUUGCCUCUCUACGAGGAAUGGAAGACCCAACCACUGCAUGGAGAAACGAUGAAUGAGGCCGCAAAAGCCACAGGUGCACCUGUGAGUAUGGAGAAUAAAACCAACGGGAUCAUCCCUCCUGCUCCUACCACAAACGUCAGGGUUAAUGGCAGGCAUCCUGGCAAUUCGUUGGACACAAGAAACCGCCACCAGGAGCCAGUCAAGAGUAAUUCUGUCCCAAAUAAUCAUUAUGCAAAGCCCACUGCGAGCGCUAACAACCGAGUUAUCGCAAACCCUCUCCCUAGUGUGGCAUCCAAGCUGGGAGUGCCCAGACCGGGAGCAUACAAGCCUGUGGAGCAAAGCAACAAGAGGGUCAUGGUGAACCAACGCCGACCACCUCCACCGCCUUAUGUAUAUACUGCGCCGAAUCGCAAACAGUUCCGAAAUGACGACUUGGUCAGAUGGUCCGACGGAAUCAAGACUCUCGGCGGUGCGAUGGCCUACUUCCAGCCGAACUUUAUUCAAGACCCAUGGAAGGACAUGAAGCCAGUUCUGACGAAGUUCCUUGAGCGGUACUGGUAA